AAUAUUGAAGCUGGAGAGUGGAGAUUGAACAUGGACGGUUACUCUCUCUCUACCUCGGUAAUCUCGCUCAGAUCCUCCCACGUUCCUCUUCGCCUCUUACGCUUUGCGUGUUUCCUAAAAAGUUCACUUCACCUCCAUCGUCGCCGGUUUCUCUCUUCACUAAAACGGUGGAGAUCUGAUGCGAUUACUCUCGAAUCGCAUUUACGCUCCUUAUUUCAAGCGACUAUUGAGCUGUUAAAGUGUAAUUUUCUUUCAUACUCUCAACCAUUCGUAUCUUCGAUUCCACGAAUUGUGGAGAAGAUAACUUUUCUGCGCGAUUCUUCUACAGGAAUUAGUUAUGACUGCUGUAAAUCUUGAAUCGGUUGUUUGCCAUGAACCUGACGAGUAUGAAUCAGAGCUGGAUCGUUUCAGUGAUAAUGGUGGUAAAAGCGUUGUCUAUCAACUCCUCGAUCAAAUCCACAACCAUGACAAGAGUUCAGAACGUAGAAGCUUAGGUGAAAGGUUUCUCAGAUGGAGACGGAGAUAUCUUCCGGUUGGUGGAGAUAACAGACGUGACCACGGGUCAGGGAAACAGACAGGACCACUUGUGUCUGGAGCAGCUUACUGCAUCUCUUCCUGCAGCAUGAUAAUAAUGAACAAAAUUGUUCUCUCCAGCUAUAAUUUCAACGCAGGAGUCUCUUUGAUGUUAUAUCAAAACUUAAUCAGCUGUCUGGUGGUAGCUGUACUAAAAUUCUCUGGAGUGGUUUCAGUGGAAAAAUUUAAUUGGAAGUUGAUCAGAGUAUGGAUGCCUGUCAAUGUUAUAUUUGUGGGCAUGCUCAUCUCAGGGAUGUACAGUUUGAAAUACAUAAAUGUUGCUAUGGUGACUAUUCUGAAGAAUGCAACGAAUAUUAUGACAGCGAUAGGGGAAUUAUACAUGUUCCGCAAAAGGCAGAACAACAAGGUUUGGGCUGCAAUGUUCAUGAUGAUCAUCUCUGCAAUCAGCGGAGGCAUCACGGAUCUCACUUUCAAUGCAGUCGGGUACACGUGGCAGACUGCCAACUGCGUUCUAACCGCAAGUUAUUCACUUACUCUGCGUCGAGUCAUGGACAAAGCAAAACAGUCAACAAAAUCUGGGUCCCUUAAUGAGGUGUCAAUGGUGCUGCUGAAUAAUCUCUUGUCACUACCGUUUGGCAUCAUCCUGAUCAUCUUACUGGGUGAAUGGAGAUACGUAAUAAGCACUGAUGUGACAAAAGAUGCAAUGUUUUGGGUAGUCGCAACAGCAAGUGGCUUCCUCGGUUUGGCCAUCAGCUUCACUUCGAUGUGGUUCUUGCAUCAAACCGGACCCACAACAUACAGCCUGGUGGGUUCAUUAAACAAGGUUCCGAUAUCAUUAUCUGGUCUCGUACUUUUCAAUGUCCCUCUCAGUCUCCCAAAUUUGUUCAGCAUUCUUUUUGGUUUAUUUGCCGGAGUGUUUUUUGCCAGAGCUAAAAUGUCAUCAUAAUCGUAUUUCCAAGCCGGAGUAGGAGACUGUUCAGAGGCUGAAGUCUGAAGACAACAAAUAAACACUAAAACAGAUCAGAAACUUAAGAGGUUUCUCGAUCUGCAUGCAGCUAAUAGUUACAACUUGGAAUACAUUUUAUAAAAUAUACAAGGUAGAAUAUAGGGAUAUACAUAUAAAUUCAAUAUUGGAAUUUUGGAAAUUUCGAGAUGCCUUGGCGGCUUAACCAAAUAUGCCGAAAAAAAAGGAGGUAGAGGAUUUAUCGUUUUUCUGUUUGGAGAGUGUAGAAUUUUUUCUGCGGCCCACUAAGGCUGUUUA
Molecule: messenger RNA, 1795 nt
Organism: Eutrema salsugineum
Lineage: Eukaryota; Viridiplantae; Streptophyta; Magnoliopsida; Brassicales; Brassicaceae
Product: GDP-mannose transporter GONST2
Exons: 10
Coding region: 338-1480 (380 amino acids)
Cellular component (GO): Golgi apparatus
Molecular function (GO): antiporter activity; GDP-mannose transmembrane transporter activity
Source: RefSeq, a predicted model, not a curated record